AUCUAAGAUGGCGACUGUCGAACCGGAAACCACCCCUACUCCUAAUCCCCCGACUACAGGAGAGGAGAAAACGGAAUCUAAUCAGGAGGUUGCUAACCCAGAACACUAUAUUAAACAUCCCCUACAGAACAGAUGGGCACUCUGGUUUUUUAAAAAUGAUAAAAGCAAAACUUGGCAAGCAAACCUGUGGCUGAUCUCCAAGUUUGAUACUGUUGAAGACUUUUGGGCUCUGUACAACCACAUCCAGUUGUCUAGUAAUUUAAUGCCUGGCUGUGACUACUCACUUUUUAAGGAUGGUAUUGAGCCUAUGUGGGAAGAUGAGAAAAACAAACGGGGAGGACGAUGGCUAAUUACAUUGAACAAACAGCAGAGACGAAGUGACCUCGAUCGCUUUUGGCUAGAGACACUUCUGUGCCUUAUUGGAGAAUUUUUUGAUGACUACAGUGAUGAUGUAUGUGGCGCUGUUGUUAAUGUUAGAGCUAAAGGUGAUAAGAUAGCAAUAUGGACUACUGAAUGUGAAAACAGAGAAGCUGUUACACAUAUAGGGAGGGUAUACAAGGAAAGGUUAGGACUUCCUCCAAAGUUAGUUUAGUGAUUGGUUAUCAGU
Gorilla gorilla gorilla (western lowland gorilla) is the source of this 607-nucleotide messenger RNA. RefSeq names its product eukaryotic translation initiation factor 4E-like. Gene Ontology annotation, biological process: translational initiation. The transcript has a single exon. Lineage: Eukaryota; Metazoa; Chordata; Mammalia; Primates; Hominidae. The record is from RefSeq and is a predicted model, not a curated record. The coding region runs from base 8 to 592 and encodes 194 amino acids. Gene Ontology annotation, cellular component: eukaryotic translation initiation factor 4F complex; cytoplasm. Gene Ontology annotation, molecular function: RNA 7-methylguanosine cap binding; translation initiation factor activity.